Molecule: messenger RNA, 1077 nt
Organism: Aspergillus glaucus CBS 516.65
Lineage: Eukaryota; Fungi; Ascomycota; Eurotiomycetes; Eurotiales; Aspergillaceae
Exons: 3
Coding region: 1-1077 (358 amino acids)
Biological process (GO): proteolysis
Molecular function (GO): metalloendopeptidase activity
Source: RefSeq, a predicted model, not a curated record
AUGCGCUUCGUUACUUUCACUGGGGCCCUAGCCCUAGUCCACACUGCGCGGGCUUCUCUGAACAUCACCCUAAGCCAGACUGGCAAUACUCUGAUCAAAGCUGUCGUCAAGAAUGAAGGCCCAGAUGAUAUCAAUUUCGUCCAUUACAACUUCUUUGGCGAUACUGCCCCAGUCAAGAAAGUCUCUAUCUAUCGCAAUGGAACCCAGGUCGACUUCGAAGGAAUUCACCAGAUCUACCGCAUGACCAAGCUUACCUCUGACGCUGUGACCAAUCUUGUUGCAGGUGCUAGCUAUGAGGACGAAUUUGACAUUGUCUCGAACAACGACCUCUCUCAGGGCGGCACCGUUACCAUCUACUCCGAAGGAUACGUUAAUCUCGUAGUAACCAAUGGCUCGGUCUCAGGCACCAUGCCCUACUCCUCUAACGAACUUACCAUCGACAUCGACCCAAAGCAAGCAAAGACCGUUUCCAAAGCCCGUCCCAUGGGCAAAGCUCGAACAGUCACUACAUGCUCUCCUGACCGCCAGGCCAUCGUGGACACAGUCCUAGCCAACACCGUCAAUCUAGCCAAUGCGGCCGCCGACGCAGCAACCUCCGGAGACGCAGCUCAAUUCAAUUACUACUUCAAGACUACCGCCUCCAGAGCCCGCGAGAGAGUCUCCGCCCGUCUGCGCGGCGUAGCCAGAGAAGCCGGCUCUACCAGCGACAACAUUAACUACUACUGCACCGACCCAUGGCCAGAGCAGGGUAACUGCAAGGAAAAUUUCCUUGCUUACGCAUGGGCUCAGUACAGCAUGAUUGCGAACUGCGAGCUUUACUAUACUUUGUUGACGACGGAGUUGCCCACGGUCUGCGAGGGACAGGAUGAGGCGACGACUGCGGUUCAUGAGUUCACGCAUUUGCCUGCGGUGUAUGAUCCGCCGACUAGUGAUUUUAAGUAUUCGGAUGAGGCGUUGCUGUUAGGGAGUGAGCAGGCGUUGGAGAAUGCUGAUAAUUACGCCAUGUAUGCGACUGCUGUCUACCUUAACUGCAACUUGGCUUCUUUAUCGAGCUUGGAUAUAAAUUGGGAUUCAUAA